This is a messenger RNA of Brachypodium distachyon (stiff brome), 2178 nucleotides long. RefSeq names its product sulfhydryl oxidase 1. Gene Ontology annotation, cellular component: Golgi membrane. The record is from RefSeq and is a predicted model, not a curated record. The coding region runs from base 174 to 1742 and encodes 522 amino acids. Gene Ontology annotation, molecular function: flavin-dependent sulfhydryl oxidase activity; protein disulfide isomerase activity. Gene Ontology annotation, biological process: protein folding. NCBI's taxonomy places the organism in Eukaryota, Viridiplantae, Streptophyta, Magnoliopsida, Poales, Poaceae. The transcript is spliced from 12 exons.
CAGACGUGAUUACGCGAAGGAGGAGGAAAAAUUAGUCUAAAACCCAGGCGGAGGCUUCUACUCUAAUCCUACUCCGGUACUCCCACGAGAGCUUUCCCAGGUGUCCGAAGCGGAUCACCGGAUCCGGGGCCCGUACCGGAACCGGAGAGAGAGAUCCAGGGCCUGCCGAUCCCAUGGCUCCCGCGGCGGCGUCGGCGCGGCUCCUCGCCCUCGGCGCAGUCGCCAUCCUCGCCUUCGCCGCGGGGAGCGCGGACGCCCUCCGGUCGCUCGGCGUCCGCGACGGCGCGGGGGCGGCCGCCGAGGGGGACGCGGCCGUGGACCUCAACGCCACAAACUUCGACGCCUUCCUCAAGGCCUCGCGGGAGUCGUUCGCGGUCGUUGAGUUCUUCGCCCACUGGUGCCCAGCUUGCAGAAACUACAAGCCUCAUUACGAGAAGGUUGCGAAACUUUUUAAUGGUCCGGAUGCUGCACACCCUGGGAGAAUACUGAUGGCCAGGGUUGAUUGUGCAUCAAAGGUGAACGUGGAUCUUUGCAGUAGAUUUUCUGUCGACCAUUAUCCCUUCCUACUUUGGGGCCCCCCAGCAAAAUUUGCUUCUGCUAAGUGGGACCGGAAGCAAGAGAAAAGUGAAAUAAAAUUGAUUGAUGAUGGAAGAACAGCAGAACGUUUACUUAAGUGGAUAAAUAAGCAACUGGAAAGCUCGUUCACUUUGGAUGACAAAAAGUAUGAGAAUGAAAGUACGCUUCCAAAGAAUGCUUCAGAUCCUGCACAGGUUGUUCAAGCAAUUUACGAUGUUGAGGAAGCAACAGCUCAUGCAUUACAGAUAAUCCUGGAGCACAAGAUGAUCAAAUCAGAGACCCGUGAUUCACUUGUAAGGUUUUUACAAAUUUUGGUUGCUCAUCAUCCAUCGAAGAGGUGUAGAAGAGGAUCUGCUGAGCUACUUAUUAACUUUGAUGAUCACUGGCCUUCAAACCUCUCACUAAGUUCGCCAGAGAGUUCUAAAUUGUUGGAAAAUGUUGCAGCAGAGAACCACAAGAUCUGUGGAAAGGAAGUGCCACGUGGUUACUGGAUGUUCUGCCGUGGAAGUAAAAGUGAAACAAGAGGAUUUAGCUGUGGUCUAUGGGUUUUGCUGCAUUCACUGACUGUCCGAAUCGGUGAUGGAGAAAGCCAAUCAACCUUUACAUCAAUAUGUGAUUUCAUACACAAUUUCUUCAUCUGUGAGGAAUGCAGUAGGCACUUCUAUGAAAUGUGUUCAAGCGUAUCAGUUCCCUUCAAGUCUGCCCGUGAUCUCAGUCUCUGGCUAUGGAGUACACAUAACAAAGUUAAUGCGAGGUUGAUGAAAGAAGAACAUGAUUUAGGAACUGGCGAUCCAUCAUUUCCUAAGGUCAUCUGGCCUCCAAAGCCACUCUGCCCGUCUUGCUAUCGUUCUUCUAGCAAGACUGGUGAUGGAGCUGUGCAGGUUGACUGGAACGAAGAUGAAAUAUUUCCGUUCUUGGUUAACUACUAUGGGAAAACACUCGUGUCAUCCUACAAAGAGACCUACAUGGAGUCUCUUCAAGAGAAGAAGCAAGUAGGGCUAGUUUCUGACGAUUCCCCCUCCUUGAGUGCUGCAAGGGUCCCAAUAGGAGCUGCCCUGGGCGUUGCCAUUGCCAGCUGUACAUUUGGGGCGCUGGCUUGCUUCUGGAGAGCUCAGCAGAAGAACAGAAAGUACUCGUACCGUUUACACUCUUUAAAGAAAAUAUGAUUAGCACAUUUUAGGCAAAGAAAGAACUGGAACUGAAAAAUAGCCUUCCAGUUGCCCACCCUGCACUUCACCAGAGGUGGCAUCCAUGAAUGUAUAUUUCCUGGACUGCUUAAAAUCUUGGUAAGUACUCCAAAGAGAGUGCGCAAAAUCUGUUGUCCGGGCCAUCAUUUACAGAUGGACAACUUACAGAAGAAUGAUGCUAACUCACAUGAUUGUUUCGUGCAGUGAUGUGAAUCUUGUUGCACCUUGUCAUAGGUUCAAAGUGUAGCUCUGUUUACCGUACAGUAAUUGUGAUCUGAUUCGUUGAUAUGGAUGAGAUGUUACAGCCCAUUUGAUCAGUGAAAUUUUGAAUUCAGUGCAUAACCAAAUGUUCUAUAUCUAUGUGUCCCAAAUACAGUGAGCCAAAAGGCUAAAUGUACUUUGCAUUCAGGAUUUU